AGAAAUCCAGAACAGAAUCUAGAAUUUCAAUAAAUUCACUAAUUGCACGAAGCAACGAUGUUUCUGAUGCCGUCAAGCAACAACAAUCAAGGGUGCACAUCAGGACGAUCCCCAUGCCCCUCAAGCAUCGUCAGGAGAAGACGAAGUUUAUAUAGGUCGUCACACAACACGUCACACGGAGGAGGAAGCCAUGGAUGUGGUAGCUCCCCGUCACCAGCUCGGUGCCCCGCGUCGGUAGCGCUGCUGCUGUGCCUCUGCAUUGCCGACUUGGUUCAGGCCUCCGUGCAAGUGCAACAACAGGUCCAGCAACAACAGCAGUCUAGCGGGGGCCUCUCAGCGGUAGCGUUAGACGGUGAUGGAAGCGACGUUGCAAGCGACGGUGGCAGCGGUGGAGGAGGUGGCAGCGAUGGAGAAGGUGGCAGCGAUGGAGAAACAUGCGCCAAGAAGCACUUGCAGCAAUGCUUGUCACUACUGCAGACACUCAGCACUGAUCACAACCUCGCGUUCGCUGCCGAUGAGGCACAACUCAAUGAAAUGUGCAGGACAAUGCGGUCAGGCCUGCGGUGCGUGAACGAUCACGUGUCGCUCUGCUUUGAACCCAAGCACCGCCAGCGCAUCAAGCAUCUCCUCAUGGGCACCGAGAAGACCGUGCACCUGAUCUGCCACAAGGGACCUCUCAGAGACAAGUACCUGCAACACGCGCCUUGCAUGCGCAACGUAAGCACCGACGCGCAGCUCUGCGGCAGCCACUACCAGGACCUCAUCUCUUCCGUAGAUGUGCGGGACCAUCUGUCCUCCCAGGACACCAUCCGCCAGCAGUGCUGCGCGUUCCACACAUACCUCGCGUGUGUGGGCGUGGCGGCGGAGGGCCGCUGCGGCGCCAGCGCGGGACAGUUCGUCGAGGAGUACAGCUACCGCACGGCCGGCACCAUCAUCCUGACCCGUUGUCGCGGUUACCUGCCAGGGAGCACCAUGUGCAGCAGCGCCGGCCCGCUCAGCUCCUUCGUCCUGUCGCUGCUUCUACUCCCCGUCCUGGCAUGGCGCUCCGGCUAGACAGCGCCUCGAUCCCUUAGCGGCAUCCGGGGCUUUUUUUCGCAAACAACCAGCAGGUAGUAUAUGUAUCGGCGCUCGAGAGUCGGCCAAGUUAGGCUUGUCGCCGGCAUCUUGGUGAACUGCUGCACUUAAUGAUCUGAUUGUUCACCUCUGCUCAUGUUACGGACAGAUCCAUUGAAAGAAACAGGACUGCUUGGAAUCGUUGCCAAAAUGAUGAUGAUAAUGACCGUAUGAUAGGCUUGGUACCCUCCGCCCCCUGGCGGUAGUCCUGCGACCAUGCCACCACAUCGCGACGAGGCGGGCCAGCCCCUAACGUUCCUGCCGUGGGGAUUACUGGUCACGUCGGCUCCUUAUUUCGGGAAUGUCAGUGGGCGUAGAAACAAAGACUACAUAUUCAAAUAUUUACUUAUUUUUUUAGAAACCUAGGGGAUCUUCUAGAAUUAUUGUGUACAAAAUAUUUGUGAAAAUUGUUUUUCGGGGUAAAUCCAUUCAUUCAUAAUUAACAACCUUUAGUUAAACACAGUUUUAACAACCUUUAGUUAAACAAGUUAAACAAAAAUUUAGAUGCAAAGAAAAUUACCUAAAAGUUCACCUUUCCUAUGAGAGAAAACGCUUCUUAGUCCAGCUUCAUCGUCAGUUCAAAAACCUAGAACACCAGUACAAACAAUUAGCAAACUAAAAUUCACAUUGCAGAUAUUGAAACCUGAAUAGUCAAAUGAAAACAAAUAAAAAAGAAGUAAACGUGAGCAGACAAGCCUAUAUAUUUUAAAUUUCGAGGGGAUAUUUACUGUAGGUUGCAUUAUUUAUACUAGGCUUUUGUUGAAAAAUAUACAGCGAGCCGCAGGUCAGAAAAACCGGUCAUUGCGGCUAAAACUCUAAAAUAACUAUCAAACAUCGAGACGUUAAUUGCACUGCUCGGCAUGAAUGCGUACUGCUGAAUGAGGGGGAUGCGCAAACAAGUUUCCUGAUUUAAAACUCCUUCCAUUGUGCAAAGCCAGCCUAGUAUGAAAAUUUCUUGAUGUCGAACCUACAUACGCAGAUGCGCACUGCGCACAACUAUAUUUAUAAAUUAGAGACGAUCGCAUAGGAACAUGGAGUGAGUGUACCUUUAUACUUUUAAAAAUAACUGAUUUUAAAAUAAUACGCCAGCAAUAUCUGAAGAAUUACAUUCGAGAAGUAUUUAGAGAACGAAAUUUUCAAGUCCUUAGCCAUAGUCACCGAAGCGGGACCAAAGUAAAUAAAUUAACAAUAACCAGCAUUCUUUUGUCACAUUCGGAAACAACUUCAAAUAUUGCUCAGACAAAAAUACUUUAAUUUAAGUAUAUACCAAUGGCAACGGAAACCAACUUGGUGAAAAGGUACUACUUAAAAUUCAAAUGCAGAGUGCAUAGAAUGGAAAAUAAUGCAAAUGGGAAAACAGUGGUUUAUUAACGGAAAACAGUGGUUUAUUAACGUUCCUAUUUAACUUGGAACGAAAAGAAAAAAAAAUUUUCACAUAUUGC
Molecule: messenger RNA, 2555 nt
Organism: Hyalella azteca
Lineage: Eukaryota; Metazoa; Arthropoda; Malacostraca; Amphipoda; Hyalellidae
Exons: 7
Coding region: 58-1053 (331 amino acids)
Source: RefSeq, a predicted model, not a curated record